Molecule: messenger RNA, 2679 nt
Organism: Gigantopelta aegis
Lineage: Eukaryota; Metazoa; Mollusca; Gastropoda; Neomphalida; Peltospiridae
Exons: 4
Coding region: 470-2674 (734 amino acids)
Biological process (GO): base-excision repair
Molecular function (GO): single-strand selective uracil DNA N-glycosylase activity; oxidized pyrimidine nucleobase lesion DNA N-glycosylase activity
Source: RefSeq, a predicted model, not a curated record
AAAGCGUCAGAUAUAUUUGUGCAUGACUCUGAAUAAUAUUUUUAUUUCUAAGCAUAUUGAGCAAGAUCCGUUCAUUAACAUGAGACCCUUUGGUCACUUAAAAAAUCCGCGAAUACCGGUAGAUUAAAAAAUUUGAUUUUUUUUCCUUAGUGUUGGCAACAUUGACAGUGAUAUUGACGGUGCCACAGUGACAGUGUUAACAAUGAACAACAACAGAAAUACAUUUACAAAUAUUGACGAAGAUAUCGGCUAAGAAACAAUGGAUUCAUUCUUUAAAUGGAGAUCUAGAAGAAACCAAAUUGGACAAAGAACGUCAUGAUAUCCUGUAGAUAAAACCAGAAGAUUCACUUCAUUUUGAUUCCAAUAUGCAGGGCACUUCAAGCUCUGUUACCCUGUGUGGUUUGAUAACUGUUUUGACAAUCCUUGAACACAUAUAAAACCGGAAGAUUCACUUCAUUUUGAUUCCAAUAUGCAGAACACCUCAAGCUCUAGUACCCCGUAUGGUAUGAUUACUGGACCAGCCUGUUUUGACAAUCAAUGGACUCGUAUAAAACAGGAAUAUAACCCUCAUUUUGAUGCCAAUAUGCAGGACACUUCAAGCUCUGGUACACCGUAUGGUAUGAUCGAUGGAUCAGCCCGUUUUGACAAUCGUUGGACAUGUAUAAAACAGGAAAAUAAUUCACUUCCUUUUGAUUCCAAUAUACAGGGUGCUUCAGGCUCUAGCAGCGUGCAUGGUAUAGCCACUGGACCAGUCUGUGUUGACAAUCAGUGGACUCGAAUAAAACAGGAAUAUAACCCUCAUUUUGAACGCAAUUUGCAGAAUGCUUCAAGCUCUGGUACCCCACAUGGUAUGAUCACUGGACCAUUCUGUUUAGACAACAGUCGUUUGAAGACUGAAGCGCUGCAACCUGACAACUCUUUUAGCUUAAAGAGAAGCUAUGAUACAGCUGUGUCUGAUUAUUACCAGUAUCGUAAUACUGUACGAGUAGAGCACAAAGAUUCAAAUAAACUGGGUAUGCCUUUGUCUUGGACAGGGAAUAACAGCUUUGAAAGGUAUGAUGGUAGUGACAUGGGGAUGCUGCCAUCUAGGACAGGGAAUAACGGCUUGGAGAGGUGUUGCGAUGGUAGUGACAAUGGGAUGCUGUCAUCUAGGACAGGGAAUAAUAGCUUGAAAAGAUGUUAUGAUGGUAGUGACAUAGGUAUGCUGUCAUCUUGGAGAGGGAAUAACAGCUUGGAAAGGUACAAUGGUAGUGACAUGGGCAUGCUGUCACCUAGGAUGGGGAAUAACAGCUUGGAAAGAUGUUAUUAUGAUGGUAGUGCAAUGGGUAUGCUGUCGUCUCGGACAGGGAAUAACAGCCUGGAAAGGUGUUAUUAUGAUGGUGACAUUAAAAAGAAAUGUUAUACCAUGGAAAAUGCAUUCAAAAGUGAUGAAGAUUAUACCCGUGUUUCCGAAGGUUAUGCCAGGAACAGUUUUGGUCAGAUAUCAAACCAUAUUCCUACAUCAUUCGUUCCAGCAAAAUACCAUCAUGGUUCUGCUGUUAAUCAAAACGAAAAAUAUUUCUAUUCCCACAAUGCAGAAAUUGGCCAAGGAUCCAUUUCAUGGAAUAACCCUAUGGCACUUCAGGGACCUUUUAUUCACCACACAAAAUACCCGAACAGUUAUGAUGCUGAUAGACAUACAUCCUUCUUUCCAACAAUAUCGGAAACAUCACCGAAUCCUAAUUAUUCUAAUUACAUGCAUAACGGCCCCGAAGGGUCAUCCGGCUCACAUUUAAUUGCAAGAAAUCCAGAGCCGUUUUCAAGUACAUUUAAGACUUGUGCAGCAACAUCCGACAGACACAGUACUGAAAACAGGUGUCAUUCUUCAGGACAAGGUAUUUACAAGUUUCAGUGUUCACCGAACGAAGCCGGGCUGAUAGCAAACCAGUACAUUCUUAUUGAAAAGUGGCAGUGUGAGAGACUAAGGGAGAUAACCCUGCCCAGCAAGGUUGCCCAUGUCUACAAUCCGUUGGAGUACGCGUUUGAAACGCACUAUGAUUUCAUAUCCAAGUUCUGCAACUCGGAGAAGCACAUUCUGUUUCUUGGGAUGAACCCAGGACCGUGGGGGAUGUCGCAGAAUGGGGUUCCAUUUGGAGAAAUCAACAUUGUAAAAAAUUGGUUCGGAGUGACAGGUUCCGUGUCGAAGCCUCACAACGAACAUCCCAAGCGACCGAUUCUUGGUCUCGACUGUAAAAGAUCUGAGGUGUCUGGUUCUCGGUUCUGGGGAUUUUUCAAGGAUAUUUGCAAAACACCGGAAAACUUCUUCAGAACCUGUUUUGUAUACAACCUCUGCCCAAUGGCGUUCAUGACGGAGUCCGCUAAGAACAUAACCCCUCCGCAGCUGACGGCCAACACCCUUCUCCAGGUGAACUCAGUCUGUGAUGAGGCUUUACUCAGAGUGGUGCAGCUACUCAAUGUGAAGGUGAUUGUCGGCGUGGGGAAGUACGCCUACAACCGCGCCCUCAAAGUGAUGACGUCGGCAGGCAUCAACAGCGUGGCGGUGGAUCAAAUAAUGCACCCGAGUCCCAUCAACCCUGCUGCUAACAAGGGUUGGAGUGGAAUCGUUCUCCAGCAGUUGCAGGAGAAAGGAUUGUUGGCCGUUAUUACGCAAGACGGGGAAAUAAAAUUAGAAUGAAAUUA